This is a messenger RNA of Spinacia oleracea (spinach), 1152 nucleotides long. RefSeq lists its product as uncharacterized. NCBI's taxonomy places the organism in Eukaryota, Viridiplantae, Streptophyta, Magnoliopsida, Caryophyllales, Amaranthaceae. The coding region runs from base 1 to 1152 and encodes 383 amino acids. The record is from RefSeq and is a predicted model, not a curated record. The transcript has a single exon.
AUGCGGAUUGAAGACGACGAGAUUACACGAAUGGUUUCUCAGCGACCAGCAGGGGGCAGCAGCGACAGGAGGUCGUACACCCCAAGGAACAACGGCUGGAGACACCAACCAUACAACCGCCAGGGUCAGGUACAAAAUGUCAAUCAAUAUGAUGAUACUAACAGUGUUUACAGGAAUGAACGGGUCGUUUAUCCCCCCAUCUCCGAGUAUGGCUUCAACGUCGACAUCGGAGGCGUGGUAAACGCCCUUCAAAGUGUAGGUGGUACCGUCAGAUGGCCGAAGAAGAGUGACAGACCAGACUCUACGAAGGACAUGAGCAGGUGGUGCAAUUUCCACCGCGACAAUGGCCACACAACCGAGGAAUGCAUCUCCCUCAAAAAGGAGGUGGCGUAUCUAUUGAGAAGAGUCCACCUGAAGGACCUACUAAGCGAAAAAGGAAAGGAGACGUACAACAAGGAUAGCAGCUCCCAACCCAACCCAGCACCAAGCGGCGACCGACCAGCCCCGCCCACGUUCGAAAAAGUGGUAAACGUUAUUUCUGGUGGUUCAGAUAUAUGUGGACUAACUUCUUCUGCAGCUAAAAAAAUCAACAGGGGCGAAUCUGAAGCCGUCAAAGAGGGGCAGACCGAAGACGAAGUAGCACUCGACAAGUCAUUAGCGGCGAUGAUAAUAACCUUCGACGACUCAGAUUCAACCGACACAAUACAGGAACAUCAUGACGGGCUAGUCAUAUCGCUCCCAAUAGGCAACGCUCUCAUCAAAAGGAUAUUGAUCGACAACGGCAGUUCAGCAAACGUAUUGUUCCUAGAGGCUCUGCAGGAAAUGGGACUAGACGAAAAGAGUAUAAUCAGAAGGUUGACAGUCCUAGUAGGAUUCAGUGGAGAAUCGCUACGAACAGUAGGAGAGAUAUCGCUGCCUACGUACGCAGAAGGUGUUAAUGUGAUGACCAAGUUCAACGUCGUCGACUGCCCAUCAGCAUACAACGUCAUUUUGGGACGACCAUGGAUCCACAAAAUGAAGGCGGUGCCGUCGACAUACCACCAGUCAAUCAAGUUCCCAACCAAAUGGGGAGUCGUGGAAAUCAAAGGACAGCAAAGGGACGCAAAGAAAUGUUACGAAACGACGCUGAAACCAUCAAAGUCAUCCAUCUAG